Messenger RNA from Wyeomyia smithii (pitcher-plant mosquito), 5348 nucleotides. It is a transcript of the gene hts, whose product is annotated as protein hu-li tai shao. The record is from RefSeq and is a predicted model, not a curated record. NCBI's taxonomy places the organism in Eukaryota, Metazoa, Arthropoda, Insecta, Diptera, Culicidae. The transcript has 13 exons. Gene Ontology annotation, cellular component: cytoskeleton; plasma membrane; postsynaptic density. Gene Ontology annotation, molecular function: actin filament binding. The coding region runs from base 859 to 3009 and encodes 716 amino acids.
AUGAGAGCAAAGGGCGUAUACCCAUUUAGUUGAGUAUGUGAGCGUUUGGGAGAAAACCAAAAUAGAGCUGUGUGCGAGAUGCUCAUGUAGUGAUGACCAAAUUGAUUCAAAGAAAAAAAAUUUUGGUUUCAAAUGUUAUCAUGUAUAUAGUGCUUAAUAUAUAUUACGAGUGAAUUAAUAUUGUACUCGAAAUCUACUAUGCAACUGACGACGGUUAUCAUAUCAGCCUGAGAUUUUGUAUGUUUCGAAACAUUUAUGAUUUCUCUGUAUGUGGACUGUGACAGUUAUUCAAAUCCAGGGAAAACCAUGUUGAGGCGAAAUGUACUUGCUAGUUCAAAUGUCAGGCAAAAAAACGCAUAACAGAAUCUUGACCAUCUAUAUUCGUAAAAAACCUCUGACAGAAUUUGCAGGAAAGCAAAAUUUCUGUUUGUCAUCGUAAUUAGCAGAAAUUUAUGAAAUUUUCAUAAAGUAGUUCUAAAAAAUAUAAUUACAAAAUAGCGGUAUCGUUUUAUUUGUUCUGCAUUCAUAUUUUUGCUUCUGCAUUGUUGCAUAUUACAGAAGUGCAUUUUAUUUGGUAAAGUUCAGUUACAAUCAAGUGAUAACAGGCCAAGAAUAAAAGAUAGUCGUUUAAUAAAUCUUGUUUCGCCGUUACUAUGUUAGUUAACUAAAAAACAAAUUGUUGAAUGUAAAUAUUUUUUGGCGUGGUGAUCGAACGUUUGCCUUGGUUUAUCAAAUACACGUAAAUAGAGCGGAAGGUGAUGAUGUCAUUUUCAUAUACAUACAUACCUACACGAAUAAAGUGUAUUAUGCUCUUUUUAUACUAACACAAAACUCGAUUGACGGUGCGGUGUCAGCGAAAUGGCAGAAACAGAAACAAUUGUUCAUAGCAAUGGUAUUGAAACGAUUGCAGAAGAAGAUGAAUGCAACAAGACCCGUCCAGCUGAUAUUGAAGCGGAUAUGCGUGAAAUGGAACGCCGCAAACGUGUUGAGGCUAUCAUGAACUCUCGUUUAUUUCGUGAAGAACUGGAACGUAUUGUAGAUGGCCAAAUGCGUGAGGGUGGAUCUUCCAAUAUUCUACAACAACUUUCAGAUAUUAUGGGAAUGCCAGCAGCUCGAAUUGGUAGUGUUUUCAAAAGCUCCAAUUGUGUCGUUCCUAUCAAUGACAUUCGUGGAGUUGAAGCGAUGGGAUAUGAAAAAGGAGAAAAAAUUCUUCGUUGCAAACUGGCUGCUACAUUCCGACUGAUAGACUUGUAUGGCUGGACUCAAGGAAUAGACAGUCAUAUAACAGCUCGUUUAAAUGCCGAUCAAGAGUUAUUCUUGGUUAAUCCCUUUGGCGUCUUGAAUCAUGAAAUUACUGCAUCUUCAUUGAAUAAAGUAAACAUGCAAGGGCUGGUGACUGAACAAGGAACAACAAAUUUUGGCGUCAAUACUAGUCAAUUCACGUUGCAUUCCGUAAUCCAUGCCGCAAGGCCUGACAUAAGAUGUGCAAUAUACGUUGGUUGUAACUCAGUCGUAGCUAUAUCAGCCCUCAAACAGGGAUUGCUACCUCUCACAAAGGACAGCGCUUUGCUUGGCGAAAUAUCGACUCACACAUAUACAGGAGCUUUGUAUGAGCCAGAAGAAAAGGAUAAACUGUUGAGAAGUCUGGGACCAGUGUCCAAAGUGUUAUUACUCUCAAAUCACGGAGCAAUCUGUUGUGGAGAAACUGUAGAGGAGGCAUUUUUUGAAGUAUCGCAUAUAGUAGCUGCUUGUGAGGCACAAUUGAAAUUACUGCCAGUAGGCUUGGACAACCUAAUUAUAAUUCCGGAAGAAACUCGUAAGGCACUGUACGACGCUUCUCGUAAGCCGCCAGGACUUUUAUUGAAUGUUGUUUCCUCGGAUAACAAGGAACGCUUACAAGUGCCCAAAUGGAGAGUAGGCGGCGCAGAGUUUGAAGCUUUGAUGCGCAUGUUGGACAACGCUGGUUUCAGAACCGGUUAUAUUUACAGAAACCCGUUAGUCAAAAACGAUCUUCCAAAACCGAAAAAUGAUGUUGAAGUGCCCCCAGCGGUGUCUUCAUUGGGUUAUUUAAUCGAAGAAGAAGAGUUAUUCAAACAAGGUAUUUGGAAGAAGGGUGAAUUCCGCAAAGGAGGAGAUCGUUCUAGAUGGUUGAAUUCCCCUAAUGUAUACCAGAAGGUGGAAGUAUUGGAAACGGGCACUCCGGAUCCCAAGAAAAUUACAAAGUGGAUUGAUGCAAACAUAGAAGAGUGGGUAGCAGAAGCCUCCCCAACUCAUUCAUCAACGCCGGUAAAAAUUGAUUCUGCCUUACAGUUCGUUCCUCCAAACACGAAUCCGAAAGAAUUUAAGCGAAUUCAACAACAGAUUAAAGACUAUCGACGAGCUGAUAAAAUAUCGGCAGGACCCCAAUCACACAUUUUGGAGGGUGUCUCUUGGGAUGAAGCGAAUCGUCUUAAGGAUGCUAAUGUUUCUGCCACUGGCGAUCAUGUCGUUCUAAUGGGAGCAGCUUCUAAGGGCAUUAUUCAGCGCGGAUAUCAACAUAAUGCAACUGUUUACAAAGCGCCCUACGCCAAGAAUCCAUUCGAUUCUGUUACGGACGAUGAACUCAACGAAUAUAAGAAAACAGUCGAAAAAAGGCGACAAGGAGAUUACACAGAUACAGACCUCUCUGAAUCAGAAGCUUUGAGUUCUCUACAAAUUUCGGACUCAAAAGCGAAAAGUCAGGGGCCACCAAAUAAGUCCCACACAGAAGACACUGCUACCGAGCAUCAGGUGCUCAGAAUAGAAACAAAGCAAGUUCCCAAGCCUAGUCAACCAGAGGUUGUGCUUAGCGAUGGUGAACAUGUGCAGAACGGAGAUCAUUCAGAUACUCAUAUGAGUACGUUUUCACAUAGCAGCAAAGAGGAUGUAUCUACCGAAGGGUCUCCCAAGAAAGAUAAAAAGAAGAAGAAAGGCUUGAGGACUCCAUCAUUUUUGAAAAAGAAGAAGGACAAGAAGCGGAUCGAGGCCUAGAUAACUUUGGAUAGCUGUUCUCACUGACGAUUUUGUAAGAAUUUAAUUAAAAGAUACCUUUUUUUCUUCUACUAUACGAACGAAAAAGUGAAUACAUAAUAGAAAAAAAUCCCCCAGAACGAAUGUAUAUGAGAUGAUAAGAACAAAUAUUCCUAUUAAUAAUGACUAUCACUCAGAAAGGCACAGGCACAAUAUAGCAAUUGCUGCAGCAGUUUUAAUAAUGUGUGAAAUGGUCAGAUAAAAUGCACCCUGUAGUUAUAGUUGAGUUCAGUAAUAAGUUUGUCUUCUUGCAAACCCAUACUAGGUUUCCUCAAGAGUUGUUUCAUGCUGCUGAUUGCUAGCACGUGAAGCUAACUGUGUUUUAGGUUGUAUAAGAUGAAGUUUACUGAAAAUAAUUGUCGAAACUAUGUUUUUAACACUGAUAGUGAUGGAAGAGUGCUGCAAUUGGAAUGGUGUUUCCGUUAAUUUUACUUUGUGCUUUCAGGAUAUAAAACAUCGCAUGUACCAUAACAACUACGAUGCAUGGCCAAACCUAAGAGAAGAGUGGCCAAGUGGCUUCUUUCUCUUCUUCUUUGCUAUGAAACAUAUCCCCGGUUGAAUAUUAUUUUCGUCUGCCUUACGCAAAAUCCAGUGCAACCAGAACAAUUUAUUUAUUCGAUAUUUUUAUUUAACAAAAACACAACAAAGAAAAUUGGAUUACAAACAACAUAUAAAACAAAACAACAAAACUUCGUCCAUAUUUAUAUCAUCAUACUACCACUGCCAGACUUUUUUUUUUGUUUUUCUGACUUCUCCGGACUUUUUAUAGAGAGCAGAAUGAAAAAUAUUUGGCGAAACACUUAAUUCCUGUUGCAAAAUCAAGGGGAAAAUUGCUUGUUUUCAAGAAAAGCUUGAUUUCACUUUACCACGAACAACUAAAUAAACAACAUAAUAAUAAAAAGAAUUACCUUCACUGCAUUUUUGACUAUUGCGUGAGAUUUUAAAAUUUGGAAUAUCUUUUUCAGAUUUUUCGCAUAUUUUUAGCCACUGUCGAUAAGGUUCUGCAUUCUUGGGAAAUCGAUAAAAUUUUACGACCAAACUCUUGGCACUUCAUUCAAAUUCUUAUUUGCUUUUUUUGUCGCAACGAAAACAAAAUUGUGUCCACAAUAUUUCACUUUUACUUACUCAAUGAUUGGGUCGAACACACGGGGAUGGCACCGCUGUCAGCUACCACACAUUUGACGCGUUACCAACAUCACUGGCACUGGCACCCGAAAAAUGGUCAGUUUACCCUCAUCUUAUGUUGAUUCGGGCAAACCGACCAAAUGUUGACUGCAGUUAUUGACAGCUUAUCGGAUAAUUUUGAGCAGUUUCUCAAGAUUUUUGUAUGUAAUUUGAUAUUCUAAGUGAUAUUUUGUACAAUAAUUGUGCCCCAAAACAUAUAGAAGCAAAUUGUGACGGCAUAAAACGAAGUUUUGUGAUGAACGGUACAGAAAUAGAUGUUCGAUACGCUUGAAGGCUACCAUACCAAUCCCUUGGUCGAACACCAGCUUUUUUGCAACACGGCAAGCUGAACCCCUUUUGAAUAUUGUCACACACGCGUGCUGUCAAAAUCAACCAAUCACGUUUGGAGCAAAAAACCUGGAGCAAACCGAGUUAUCAUCUUGGCCACUCUUCUCUUAGGGCCAAACGAACAUGCACUUUGAAACGUUACAAUUGUCUUUUUCAUCGCCUUUAGUAUUACAUAAUUUUCAUGAGAAGUGACUUGCAAUAACAAUAGCUCCCGAGCCGCACUUGAGUCGUGAAAAAAUCGCUUGUUACCAUUGCUUCUGACUUUUGUUGCACUACAUGAUGUGUAUUCGGGCAACGUACAUGUCCGGUGACCAGUGUUCAUAAAAUUUUAAAGAAAAUUGAUAUUGAUAUCAUUAAGUUCACCAAACAGUAUACCUGUGCAUGAGAAUGAAUAGCCUGCUACUCAAAAGGUAUAUGUAGCUGGUCGUUCAUAGCACCAGGACCUCAAUGAGCUCAUAGCUAUUUCGUUAUAUAAAAAUUAUAGAUUCCGCGUUGGAAUAACUGCAGUUAAACCUGUAUUGUGAAUACAAAAAUUGGUAAACUCAUGCAUUGGAAUGUUUACGGUAAUUUUCGGUAGUUUACACCUUGUAACGCGUAAUAACUAUGAGCUUAUUUACUUUCAAAGGUAGAAUUUCGCAAGAGAAACGGUUGUUAGAAUUGUAGUGAUAAUGCCAGCAUUUCAUCGAAAAAAUGCUAACUCCGCUAUUUCGAUUGUAAGCUUCAAGAUGUGUUUUAGUAACAAAAAAAAAAUGACUUGAUCCGUUAAAUAAAAAUAUGUUUGAUGAACA